This is a messenger RNA of Closterium sp. Naga37s-1, 1808 nucleotides long. The record is from the annotation of a GenBank genome assembly. NCBI's taxonomy places the organism in Eukaryota, Viridiplantae, Streptophyta, Zygnematophyceae, Desmidiales, Closteriaceae.
AAGGCCUCUUUCCUGCUGACUCGUUACAAGCAGAUCCUGCUGAUGCGGACAUAGGAGAGGGGAGAAGGGAAAGCAGUGAGGGGAUGAAGGAUGGGGAGGGGGAGGGGGAGGAGGAGGAGGAGGAAGAGGGAGAGGAGGAGCCGAAGCAGGUGCUGUUAUGGGAGCUGGUCAGUUCAGUGCAGCAGCUGCCUCCCCCCGUGCUGCGCGUGCUGGCAGUCACGGCCCUAACCUGGCUCGCAUGGUUCCCUUUUCUGCUCUUUGAUACGGAUUGGAUGGGCAGGGAGGUUUUCGGAGGCUCGAGUAACCCUAGGGAAUCUGGACUAGCAGUGGCUAGGGCAGCAGCAGCUAAUGCUGCUGCUAUUGGUACAGAAGCUAGUGCUGCUGCUUCUUCUUCUUUAGCAGCUAGUUUUGCAGCCAGCGAUGUAGCUAGUGCUAGUAGCGAGGCGGCUCUUAAGGCGUACAGCAGGGGAGUGAGGUUCGGAGCGCUAGGUCUGGUGCUGAACUCGGUGGUGCAGGGAGCGACGAGCCUCAGGAUCGACGCUCUGUGCCGGAGGUUCGGGUCUAGGACCGUGUGGGCCGUGGGGAAUCUGGUGCUCGCUGUUUGCCUUCUAGCCACUGCUGCUGUGCCCUCUGCUGCUCCUGUUGUGCCUCAAAUCCGGCUAGCCACUGCUGCUGUGCCCUCUGCUGCUUCUGCCAGUGGCCCCACUGCUACUGCUACUGUGUCUCAUUUCCGCCAGCCAAAUGCUACUCUGUUGGCCCCUUCUGGUUCGUUUCAGUUCCCGAUGGUCGCCGAAGCCUGGCAGAAGAACCCUCUUGCUGCAGCUGCUGCUGCUGCUGCUGCUGGUACUGGUGGUGCUGGUGCUGCUGGUGGUGCAGCUGGAGUUGUGUCUCAUUUCAGCCAGCCAAAUCCCCCGAUGGUCGCCGCAGCCUGGCAGACGAGCCCUCUUGCUGCAGCAGGACAUGCGGGGGUGCUGCGGCGGCAUGGGGAAGGGGCAAAACGAGGAGGAGGAAUAGAGGGAGAAGUGGAAGAUCCGGAGCAGCUGCAGCAGCAGCAGAAGCAGCAGCAGAAGCAAGGGCCUCGGAACCUAUUAGGCGCACGGAAACUCGGGAUACUUGAGUCGCAGGCUAUGGCAUCACGCCAACACUCCCUGCUGCCACUGCCGCUGCCGCUCUCAGUGCUGUCAGGUCUGACAACAAGGGCCUUCAGCUCCCUUUCACGCAUGCCAAAGGCCACAGUGGCCAAGGCAGCUGCGCUCACCAUCUUUGCUGUUCUCGGCGCUCCCAUGGCGGUGACCUACAGCCUCCCCUUCUCCCUCACAGCGUCCUUCACCACCAGAGGGGGCGGAGGGCAGGGCCUGGCAGCUGGUCUGCUCAACAUCGCCAUAGUCCUUCCUCAGAUGUUUGUAUCACUAGUCAUCGGUCCCUUUGACGCGUUCUUCGGUGGGGGCAACAUUCCUGGCUUCAUGGCAGCCGCUGCCUUUGCUGCUGCUGCGGCAGCUGCUGCGUUCUUCACUCUCCCCCGCCCUCCUCCCGACACGCCUCCCCCUCUCAGACCCUCUGCCUCACGCGCUAGUCUUUCUGCUACCUCGAUCCCUCAUUGGGUGUCUCCUCCCUCUGCCUCUGCGCCACGCCAUAGCCUUUCUCCCUCUGCCUCUGCACCACGCCAUAGCCUUUCUAACCCCUUUCGCAUGCCACCUCUCCAUACCUCUGCAGCACGACCCGAUCCUGUGUCUCCCCUCUCCCUACCCACUUGUGUCUCUCCUAUUCCACCUUCGGGCAUCAAGGAUUCUUGUAGCAGGAGCCAAUAG